This is a messenger RNA of Anolis carolinensis (green anole), 7118 nucleotides long. RefSeq names its product tyrosine-protein phosphatase non-receptor type substrate 1. The record is from RefSeq and is a predicted model, not a curated record. The transcript is spliced from 9 exons. Gene Ontology annotation, cellular component: plasma membrane. Lineage: Eukaryota; Metazoa; Chordata; Lepidosauria; Squamata; Anolidae. Bases 1887 to 3386 code for a protein of 499 amino acids.
GUCUCCUUUUCACCCUCCCUGCCUUUUUCUUCCCUCCUUUUUUUCCUUCCCUGCCUCCUUCUUUCCCUCCUGUAUAUCUUCCUCCUCCUUUUCUCUUCCUACUCCUCCUCCUCUUUCCUUUCUGCUUUCUUUUCCUGCUUGACCUCCUCCUUUUCCUCCUGCCUUCCCCCUUCUUUUCCUGCUCUCCUCCUUCCCCUCUUCUCUUUGCUCUGCCUCCUCUUUUCCUCCUCUCCUCUUUGCUUUCUUCUUGCCUCUCACCUCCUCCCCCUCCCUCCCAAAAGAGCCUCCAAGGCGGGCGGGGGUCCUCUUCCCCCCUUCUUUCCCCUUUUCCCGAAGCCGGCUCCGCAUCCCUUCCAGCCCACCUUAAGGCCCCCCCUCCUCCCAUGUGCGGCUGAUGCCAGCCAGGCAGGGGUGACCUUACCAAAAAGAAAGGAAGAAAGAAAAAGAGAGAGAAAGAGCCCUCACAACAAAACAAGUCGGCCGGGAGGGAGAGGACAGGACCGACAACAAGACUCGCACCCCGCCGCUUCUUUCUCCGAUAUUCUUCUUUCCAUCCUCCGCUCUCUCGGGUCCAGAACUCACGGGGAAAGCUUGGUCUGGGGAGGGCACUGGACACAGACCUCCUCCCUCCCGAUCCCCCCCAAAGGAGCCCCUUUUCUUUCCUCCUGAAUUGUGAAAAGAAAGCCGGAGGCCCCUCAAUGCUAGGCAACGGCAACGGCGGCGGGGGCAGCGCGGGAGCAGAGCCGGAGAAGAAGGCGGGCAGCUGAGGAGGAGAGCAGACCCUUCGCCCACCCUCGCCCGCCCCCUUGGUCGCCUUCUCCUUCUCUUGGUAGCCUGCCAGGAGGGACACUUUACCCUGCUACCCCCUUGGGGAAGAAGAAGAUCUCUCUUUGGAAGACGAAGAAGAGGGCACUGCUGGAGAAGACUCUUCCUUCUGCCCCUUGGAGAAAGCUUAGUUCCCAGGCUGGUACGCCUGGCACCUUCUCUGCUUUCUUCUCCUGCAAGAGGAAGAAGGAAGAGCACUGAGAAGAGAAGAAGACCUUUCCUCCUCCUCUCAGGCUCCAAAGGGAUUGGAGAGCUUGCCUUGGCACUUUUUGGGGGAGGAUUUCUCCUGCAAGAGGAAGAAAAAUUGUCUGGUGGAGAGAAGACAGACCCUAAGAAAGGGCACUGAGGAGAGAAGAAGACCUUUCCUCCUUCUCUCAGGCUCCAAAGGGAUUGAGAGCUUGCCUUGGCACUUUUUGGGGGAGGAUUUCUCCUGCAAGAGGAAGAAAAAUUGUCUGGUGGAGAGAAGACAGACCCUAAGAAAGGGCACUGAGAAGAGAAGAAGACCUUUCCUCCUUCUCUCAGGCUCCAAAGGGAUUGGAGAGCCUGCCUUGGCACCCUUUGGCACUUUCUUGGGGAGGAUUUCUCCUACAAGAGGAAAAAAAAUUGUCUGGCAUAGAAAAGACAGACCCUAAGAAAGGGCACUGAGAAGAGAAAAAGACCUUUCCUCCUUCUCUUUUUCCCUACUUAGGGAUUGGAGAGCUUGCCUUGGCACCCUUUGGCACUUUCUUGGAGAGGAUUUCUCCUGCAAGAGGAAGAAAAAUAGUCUGGCAGAGAGAAGACAGACCCUUCUUCGUCCCUUCCCUUUUCUCGCCCCAUUUUUGCUCUGCCUUUGCCCUCCUGCUGCCUUUUUGGCUUUCCUGGGGAAGAUCCUCCUGCAAGAGAAAGACAAAUAAGGGACAAGAAAGGAGCAUCCCUCUCCUCCCCAGCUUUGGCAUGUGAGUGACUCAACCCAAGGACCUCUCUGCAACCCCCCUUUGGCUCUCAUUACUCUCCCCGCAAAACUCCCCAGAGUGUAUGCCAACAAAUCUAUGCGCUGCGCAUCAAUGUUCUGCCAGUAGCAGAUGAACAUGGACGCUCCGGGCAUUUAUUCCAAAGGUCUGCUGGUUUGCUUCUGGGUACCACUGCUGCUUUCGAGAUGGUCAGGUGUGAGAGGCCAGACACCAGAGAUCAUACAAACUCCAGAGACCUUGUCGGUGUCUGCAGGAGAAGAGUUCACCCUGAAUUGCAUCCUGAAGGGGAGCGGAAGGCCAGGAGGGGUCCGUUGGUACCGGGGCCCCGACAGAAACCAACCGGCCAUUUACACCCAAAAAGACUCCUCUCCUCGAGUGACGAGGCUUGUUCCUGAGUCUCCCACAGACUUCUCCAUCACCAUCAGUAACGUUCGACCUGAGGACGCUGGGACCUAUUACUGUGUGAAAUACAAAAAGACAUCAGGAACAGAGGUGGAAGAAACCGCUGGGAAAGGCACCGUGGUUUCUGUGAUUGCUACACCUUCGCAGCCACUUAUCCAAGCACCGCUCAGCCGAGUGGAGGCAGGGGCCUCUGUGACUUUCAAUUGUACCUCCGAUCGAUUCUCUCCUCGAGACAUUACAGUCACCUGGUUGAAGGACUCGAGGCCCAUCUACCCCUUGCGGACCACCGUUCGGCCAGAAGGAGAAAGCAUCUCGUAUGAGGUUUGGAGCUCCGUGGAGGUGCAGCUCAACAAAGAGGACGCCAAGUCACAGCUCAUCUGCCAGAUCGAACACAACACUUUGAAAAGUCCCUUGAAGCAGAGAUUUAGUCUUGGGAAUGUCCUCCGAGUUCCGCCUAACAUCCGGGUGGAAAUCGACCCGCCUCCUCCUGUCCACCUGAACAAUACUGUGACUGUCACCUGCAAUGUGGAGAAUUUUUAUCCAAAUGACGUCACCGUGGCCUGGCUUGAGAAUAACAAGAGUGAAGCAGUAACCGACGAACCCCCAGUCCAGCAUUGGGAUGGGACGUCCUCUCUCAAGAGCUCUCUGGUGGUGAAGGCCACUGAAGAGAGGAAUUUGUCUAUAUUUACUUGCCUGGUCAGACAUAAUUCUCAGCCUCUGGUUAACAAAACAGCAACGUUGAUCAUCCGGUCAUAUGCUGAAGGAAUUGACAGUACCGAUCGCUCUGAAGGUGACAUGACUGUUUUCAUCAUCGUUGCAGUGGUUUGUCUGCUCCUUGUAGUGUUGGUGGUUUCAAUUAUCUACCUCAUCAUAGCAAGGCAUCAGAAAGGGAAAGACCCUACAUCUGUAAGGCUACACGAGUCUGAGAAGACUUCCGCAGCAACAAACCAGGAGCCUGAUCCCAACAACGUAACAUAUGCAGACUUGAACUUUGAGAAGGCCCCCGAGAAGAGCCCCCGCCAGGUGGUUGAAAUCAGCCAGCAGUCGGAAUAUGCCAGCAUCCAGGCUGCCAAGCCUCCUGCCAAUGACGAGAACGUCACCUAUGCAGACUUAGACAUGGUUCACCUAAGCAAAGCGCCCAAGAGACCUGCCCCGAAGCCGGAGGAAACCAGCUCGGAGUAUGCCAGCGUGCAGGUGCAGGGCAAGUGAUCUCUGGCGGCAGUCGCUGGCUGUCCACUGGCUCCCCGGCCCUCUCUUGGGGCCGCCGGACACCUCCUGGCUGGGCUUGGAUCCUUGGCCUUGGACUCAUGCUGGUUCUCAACAGAGGAGUGAUGGGAUUUGCCUGCCAAGGUGUGGUUCCUGCGACUUCUUUUGAGUGGAACUUAAUGUACGUAGCCAAGGUCAAGGAGGAAAACUAAUCGGUGCUACACACAACUGCAUCCUGAUAUUUGGGCUAGUUCAUGGUGCCUCUUCUCGUCCCCUGCUUUCCCGGUGGAGAGGAGAGGCCUAGACCAACUAAGGAUCUAACACAGCUUUUCUCACUAGAAUGGUAACUCUUCUUGUAGUUCAUCAACACGCCGCACGGAGCCAGAGCUGCACGAUGGCAAGUGGUCACUUCAUUGGCAAGUGGGAUGUCAUCUUCAGCUCUUCCUGCUUGGAGGCCUUCUCUCUCCUUCCUUUCAAGACUACUGUGUCCUCUCUGAUGCCACCAUCUUGAGACUCCUUCUCUGGAGCAAAGCCACACUGGUGGCCUCAUCUAGCUGUGUGGAGAAGAAAGAAGCGACUGAGCACCAACCCUAUCAAGAUACUUGAGCAAAGGUGGUGAUCAUAUGGGACAAAGAAACGGUCCUUUCCCAGGUUCUCCAGAGAGUGGAAGACCAAGAUCAUGUCUGUUUCACUUUAUAUUGCUGUAGUCCACAGAUAAGUUCUUUUCCUCCCCGUGACAGUAUGUCUGGGGACAGUGCCUCUUUGAGAUAUAGCAACUUGUUCCAGAUUAUCCUCCUCACCCCCCGCCCAUCUCUUGCUGGCAAAGCCAAAUCUGUAGAACCUCUUUAGUUUUGUUGACCUCCUUACUUACCCCUUGGUUUGUUUUAGUUUGUUUUCUUUUCACUCAUCCAUAAGUGUUCCUAGUUUGGGGGGCCUUGAACAUACAUCGCAGCUUCUGUGAUAGGCUCACGCCUUAGAAAAUUAGGGACCAUGUUGAGAAAUCAUGCCAGCUCCGAUCUCUUUCACUUUCCUCUUUGUUCACUUCUGACUCUGUCCCAACUCUGUCUAAAUGGGGAAGGAACCUUAGUGACAAAGUCUAUGGUUUCCGCUUCCAUUUCCCUCUUUGUUGACGUCCUGACCCUCUCCCAAAUCUGGCUAAAUAGGGACACAACCUCAGUACUGAAAUCUAAGGUUUUCUCUUCAUUACCUUCUGGACCGUCUCCCAAAUUUGACAAAAUGAGGAAGCAACCUUAGCAGCACUAUUUAAGGUCUACAGUAUAUUAUUCCUCUGUAUGUGAGUGUGAGUGUGUACUUUUCUGAGAGGUAAUCCCCCACUCCACCAACCAUCAUGCCAAGGCAGCUUGCAUGGUCAGAGAAGACCACAACCCAAAGCUAGUAGUAGUUCUCCGAUAUACUAUGUCAACUCAUCUCUCUCCUCUAUAGUUGCUCCACAAUGUCUACAAAGCUAGGAAGACCCCUCUUGGACCUGCCACUCUACUUAGGCUCCAUCCUGGUCCAGUAUGUAUGUGCAUAUAUGUGUUUUCAAGUGUGCCGGUCAUUUUGUUUUUCCCCACACCACACUCAAAUCUGCAGCAACACUGCUGGUGACCAUACAAAGGAGCAAUGAAAGAUAGUUGGGCAAUGACUAUGAAGGGAAGAGGCAAGGGAGGCUCUUGGUGUGCUGCUUAUUGAGUGGUGUAAUAAGGGGCCAGAUGUUCCCACAGGUCACCUACUAUGGGCCAAGGUGCUCUGUUCCCAAAAGAGAAACAUCUCCAUCCAAGAUCCAUAUGCCUAGGCAGCUUGUUGUCUCUUGAACUUACAACUUUCUGGAGCACCGUGUCUCCUGUCCCUGCCUCUUGAGGGGGAGAGGGCAAGAUCGUGUCUGCCUUUCAAUGUGUCCGUCUUGGCCAAAUCCAUGGGGUUGAUCCUUGCCUCCUUUGGUCUUGCUCGUUUUUCCAUUCCAUAAGUGCAGUUGAUGAAGUGGGGGAGGCCAAUGAAAAACAAAACAGAGCACCUCUUUAUGGGGAGCAGAUAGACAGGGCUCCACCUAAAGAGGUGGUCGUUCCACCUGUGUUGACUGUUCAGCAUUAUAACUGUUUACUCCUUUUAGAACUAAAAAAAAAAUUACCAGUAUUUGUGUAUGUUCUUUGUAAGUGGGUGUAGUACUGUGUACUUAGCACUAGUGUGAAAAGCACAAAAAAAAGCAAAGCAAGGCGUAUAGAGUGCCGGAGAUGAAGUAAGCUCUAAACUAUCCGAGACCGAGACAUCUUAACCCACCCGCUGUGACUCCUGCUGCCAGUAACCAAAAUUACUCCUCUCUUUUCUUCUUUUUGCUGUUGAUAUGUGGGGAUUUUUUUUCUCCUUUGAUUUUGUUUUGGUGGUUGUGUGUUCCUCUUUAUUUCAAUGCAGUUUAGGAACUAACAGUUUGUGGGCAUAAGAAGGAAUUACGGAACGGGAUACCAACGGAGCCGUUGAAGCGAUGUCUUCCAAAUGCUCUACCACUGAUCUUCCACCCAGACUUUAGUUCCAUCCUUCAUUUGAGGAGCUUUCAAGGUCCAGGGGGAAGGUUAUAAUGCAAAGCAGGUAGACCCUGGAGAGAUGUUGCAUUUCUCCUGUAGACAGUCCUUUUCAGGUCCUCUGCAUCUCAGAGGAUACUCACCUGAAUAGCUAGCCCAGUAUAAUGGUCUCUUUCCAGGAAGACACAACCAUGAAUGUGUCUUGAGACACAGGAGAAGCUUCCUCUUUUCAUCUCAAGAGAGUGAAAGAAUGAAAAUUGGGGCCACUGAGAAUGUUGCAGUCUUUUUUUAAAGCCAAUUAGGAAGACCUCCAUGCUCCUGCUAUGAGAAAGCAUAGACAUAAAUAAGGAAUGAGUGCAUACAGUCCUGGAAGCCUUGCAAGAUGUGGGCAUCUUCAUGGUGGCAUAUAGUCCUCCUGAUGUUCUUUCAUCCACAUCCUCCUGGCUAUUUCCUAGCCCAAAAUGUGUGGAAGGAAGUGCAGUGUUGGGACAGUGUGCUGUCAGAGCCAAAUUACAUGUCACCUUAGGUGAAUAUCUCCUCCCGAAAAUGGCUUCCAUGUGUCCUUCCUUCCUAUGUUCAUGUCUGCAGUGUUUCCUCCAACAUAGCCAUGGAUAUGCUAAGAGUCUUUGCUCCAACUAAAAAAAAAAGUAUAAAUCUUCAUGAUAUCCAGACAUUGAUCCACUCCAUAAGUGUUACAAAUGGAGAGGAAGGAAGUAGACCCAUGGCUGUCAUUUUGAGCCAACACAUGGCUGGCUCUUUUGGAUGCCAUGAUGGUGUCUGAUGUUUACUCUGGCUAUUAGGCAAGGCAGGAAUUUCACAUGGCUAUUCUGUUAUGUCCAAAUGACCCGCCACACUCUUCCUUCUCUUAGUGACGGUAGAUAGGAAAAUAAGGAAGUCUGAUGGUACCAUUGCUUGGAAGAUAAUUCCAAGAGCUUUAGCUGGUCGUCACCAGCCCAGAAUGGAGGAGGGGUGCUGAAGACCACCUUUUGUCCAGACUCAUCACGUGGCCCUGGUUUUGCAGGGAGGGAAAUGGGACCAGGGAGAGAGGAAUAUAUGAAGCAGUUGGGAAUAUAUUUGUUGUGGAUCAAAAAUAUAUAUUAGGUGACUGUUUGUACAGAUCGCACCUUAAGUUUUGUUUUUGGUUGUUUUGGAUUUUGUUUUUGGGGUUUUUUUUUUCCUUUCGCUUGCAAGAUAUUUUUGUAAUAAAAUGUUCAAAGUC